Knipowitschia caucasica is the source of this 237-nucleotide messenger RNA. The record is from the annotation of a GenBank genome assembly. NCBI's taxonomy places the organism in Eukaryota, Metazoa, Chordata, Actinopteri, Gobiiformes, Gobiidae.
AUGAAAAGGAAGGAGAUGGAGGAGAGGGGGCAUGGCCAGGGACUCCUCUGCCUGGAACACCUGAGGCUGAACCUGUUGAGGAUACGCCUGUGGUGUAAAGAAGGCCUGGUGGGAAUAGUCCGCCUGUGGUGGAUGGAAAAACCAGAGACGAUUAAAGGCCUGUCCAGGAACACAAACUAUUACCCCACCAACAUGCAGGACGACCCCAGGGACUAUGUGCUCUGCGGGAACACCUGA